UUGGAGUUGCUAAGAAAUUUACACUGGCAGCCAACCCAAUGAGGAUGUAUCGUCCCACUAUUGCUUUAUCCAAAAAGAGAAGGCCUAUUUACUAUGAACAAAUGUUGAGAAAGAAGGACCCACUCCAAGUGAGACAUUCAGAAGAGGAAUUGAUGAAGAAGAGAUUUGUUAGAAACAGAGAGGAUGCCAAAUUCACUGCUGAAGCUGAAAGAUCCUUCAGAAGACACAAAAUGAAGAACCUUACCUCUGGAGAUAGGUUCAUUGAGGCGAUGUUUAACGAAGAGAUUGAAGAAGCUGAAGAAGAUGACGAAUCAAUGGCUGAUUUCAGGAGAGAAAUGGAGCAAAAUUCUAAGCGUAUACAAGAGAAAUCAAUGCGAAGUUUUGCCAGCAUGACCAGCAUGAUUGAUAAGUCAGAAGAACUUGAAUCAGAAGCUUUACUCUCUCAAGGAAUAGACCCUCUCAAAGACCAUAAGAAGAUUGCUGAGCUGAUGGGUGAAGAUGAUGAGUACUUUGAGAAGCUAGAGAAAACAGGCUGGACCAAGAGAAGUCUUGAACCAGGCACAGACUUCUCAAUGGUCAACCCAAACAUGGCUGAUAUCAAGCCUGAAGAGUAUAAAGCGUCUGUACAUACACCUAGUAUUUUCGAUCUACCUGAAGAUGCGGACAAAAAGAAAAAUCUAGAGUUUUUUGACGAUGCUGAUAUUAAAAAGUUCACAGAACAUGAUGAUCCUAACGACUUUGAUAUUGAAAUACAUGGAGCUAUUAAAUCAAGAUUGCAGCAGAUGAAAAGAAAGGAAGACCAUAAACGGAGCCCAAAAUCAUUCAAAAGGGAUUACUCUGAUGAGGAAAGUGAUAUGGAGGUCCGGCUCUCAAAGCAUCAGAAGGAUCUUGAGAAAUCCAAUCAGUUACAACAGAACUUGAUAGAUAUGGAAAUCACUAAGAAAGACGACACUGAGUUCAAGGAGCUACUUGAGAGGGAAAACAUUAUAGAUCCUGAAAAAGACUUUGAUGAUCCUUCCAAAAGGAUUGUAGGAAGAGAGCACAAGAAAGUGAUCAGUAUCGAUGUCACGUCAAAUUCGGAUAUUGAUGACCCAAUUCUCGGAAAGGUAUACUCUCAGCUAGACUACAUGACGAAGGAAUUCAACCUGACUCCUGCAGAGAGGAAACAAUGGUUCUAUAGAAUCAGGAGGGAAGAAAAAGAGCUAGAUAGGCAGCAGAAGAUUCAAGCGAAGAUAAAUGCGAAAAAGAAGAUUAAAAAGUUAGUCAAAAAGCUUAAAAUACCUCAAAUGAAGCAAUUAGAUAUGAUCGAGGAUUAUUAUGAGCGGCAAGGAGAAGAGAAAAAGGAAAUCCCAAGCCACUUUGAAAGCUACAAGGAACUUGAGUUUUACAAUGAUGAUAUCGACUUCAUGAUGCACCAUAAGAGGACUAAGAAGAACAUGAUCAGUGUCUUGGAAGAUUACAUUGUCAAUUCUAAUAAACAAAGCGUUCAAUUUGGUAUAAAAGAGGGAUACAUCCUUACUUUAUCUGAGGUUAGGCUGAAUAAGGCUUGAUCUCUACUCCACGUAUGGUGGAAAGUCAACAUUAUUGACACCCCACUCCAGCCAAAAACAUAUGGAAUACAAAAUACAAAGUUGUUCACAGGCCAGCUGAAGGAAGACAAAAUCGCCAAAAUUCAAGAGAAGCUGACUAAAGCUAGUGGGUAUUUUAGAGCAAAGAUAUGCCAAGAGCUUGGCUUGAGAUAUGCUCCUGAACUGAGGUUUUACCAUGAUAAUUCAGAUGAAAUGAAAACACAAAUACAGGAAGAGGGAUAUGAGCCAAUUUCAUCAAUGAAAUAUGAUGAGAAUAAUUAUGUUAAGUACUUCAGAGAAUUAGAAAGCUUCAUUAAUCUCUCCAAGCUUGAAGUGGAAGAGUACAUUACCAUAAAUAUUAAUAACGAGAGUGAGGCAGAAACUCUCAGGAAACUUCAUGAAGACAAAGAUAUCCAGAAAGAAUUCAAGAAAAGCAUGAGAGAAAAUAUGAAGAAAAAGCAUGAAACUUUGCAGAAAAUGAGGAGUUCUGGAGAAAAGGAGUCUAACCUGUUCAUCCAUGGUGACGUAAACGACCCCAAUCUCACUCAUCAGGAGAGAAAGCAGUUGAGGCAGCAGAGGAAGGUCUACCAUAAGCAAUUCCAGGUUCUUGGGGAGGAUUGGGACCAGAAAAUGUUUAGUGACAGUCCCAAGUCAAUGGCUGAUCUCAGAGUUGAGUCUGAAAGCAUCCUUGCUAAUAUGGAUCUGACUACACCAAAGAUGAAUCCUGUGAUUGAUCAAGAGACAGGGGAAAAGCUAAGGCCAAGAUCUCAGUACCGUGACAAGCAGGGCAAGAAAGGAAGGUGGAGAAAUAAGAGAAAGAACAGGAACGAGAAGUUCUGGGAUGACAUAAUGGCCAGCUCAAUGUAAAUCCAACUAUCACAAAUUCAAUCUGG
Molecule: messenger RNA, 2461 nt
Organism: Moneuplotes crassus
Lineage: Eukaryota; Ciliophora; Spirotrichea; Euplotida; Euplotidae
Source: the annotation of a GenBank genome assembly